Messenger RNA from Patella vulgata (common limpet), 5881 nucleotides. RefSeq names its product ras-responsive element-binding protein 1. The record is from RefSeq and is a predicted model, not a curated record. Gene Ontology annotation, molecular function: DNA-binding transcription activator activity, RNA polymerase II-specific; RNA polymerase II cis-regulatory region sequence-specific DNA binding. The transcript is spliced from 19 exons. NCBI's taxonomy places the organism in Eukaryota, Metazoa, Mollusca, Gastropoda, Patellidae. The coding region runs from base 59 to 4891 and encodes 1610 amino acids. Gene Ontology annotation, biological process: regulation of transcription by RNA polymerase II. Gene Ontology annotation, cellular component: nucleus.
AUUCUUCUCCUAAACUAGGAUGAAAAUGCAUGCUGGGAGAUAAAGAAGCUGAUUGCGCAUGCUCCAGUCAGGUGUCAGUUUUGGCGACGGAGGUUGCAGGGGACAGUUUGGCAUCAUGUCCCGUCGAAAACAAGCCAACCCAAGGCCCAUUCAAGUUUUUGAAGGAAAGAAUGGGACAGAGGAAGACAGUAUUAAAAACACAGACCUGGAACAGAAUAAAGACGAGAUGAAAUCACUUCAGCCUCUAAACGUGGAUGUCAACUUACCAACCCAGUUUCACUCCAGCUUAUCGGUACAGUCUAAUUCAAAUAGUGAAGAUGGUAUGUCUAGAGUCGCCUCCCCUGGUGAUAAUCCAUCAUCAUUACUUACCUCACCAUCUACUCCGUCCAGUAGUCCUACCUUAGAUCAGCCACUACUAAAUAAACUUAAAGAUGCCAGCAAGAUAUUGCCAAUAGCAGGAAGAGAUGGGCGAUCGACUUACAUCUGUCCUAUGUGCCAAGAACAUUUAUCCUCAAACCAUGAUCUCACUGUUCAUAUUAGAAUGCACAAUGCAGGAAACCAAAUGAGUCAAAAUAAUACUUGUACAAUUUGUAAUAAAAUACUGAGUUCUCAGAGUUCACUUGAUAGACACAUGCUGGUGCAUUCAGGAGAGAGGCCUUUUAAAUGUAAGAUCUGUGCCAUGACAUUCACCACAAAUGGCAAUAUGCACCGCCAUUCCAGAAUUCAUCAGAAAAAUGGUACGGGUGUAGGCUCCCCAAGAACCCACAAGCGCUCGAACUCAAAAUCUGCCUGGAAGGAAAAAUUGUUUUCCACCUCCACAGACGAAACAGACUUAGAUGAGGCAAUGGGAAAACAUGUUCCUGAAAAACAAGAAGAAUCAUCAGUCUUGACUAAGUCCGCACCACCAAAUCUCGAUUGGACAAGAGAUGCGCAGAAACCAUCAAUACUUCAUAAAAACAAAAUUAUGCCUGGUUAUAUGCCAAGACCAAUAUGGCCUCCGUAUCCACCCUACAUGCCUUUAAUGAGACCACCAUUUCCUAUUUAUCCUGAUAUGUCCAUGAGUUUUUCUCCGUAUAAUCAACAACUACCAUGUCCCCUGUGUAGUAAACAUGUUCUUCUUGUGGAUUAUAUGACUCACUUGAAAACUGAACACAAUCACGAAAACCCUUUCCUCAAUACACCGUUAGGUAAAACCACUGAUACACCAAGUAAAGAUGACUUCAGUAAUGAGGAACCAAUAAAAGAAGAGAAGGGAGAGACUGAAGAAAUGGAAGAGACUGGGGGAACACCAUCAUCAUCUCCAACUCCCUCACCAACCCCAUCACAAUCAUCAUCUCCAUCACCAUCCCCAAAAUCAACCAAGAGUGGAUUUGAAGAUAUCGACUUCAUCGAUUUCACAACUCCUAAAUUUCCUCUAGUUGCGAAGACGUGGUGUGAACAGCAUGAAAGAAAUGCAGGAAACACUCAACAGGAAUUCAUUUGUAAAGAAUGUGGAAAGGCAUUCCCAUGUAACAGUGCACUGAUGCUCCACACCGAUUCUCAUCUAGAAAGUAGAUCCCACGAAGCAUCAGAAAUACAAUCUGAUGAUGUUCUACCACGAAAGCUUGGUGAAGAGAACAAAAACUCAUUUCUUUCUAUGUUGGAUCUAAAACCUAAGGAAUCUGAGAUUGAUAAUGCAAAAGUUUCUGUUAAAAUUGAAAAAAUGGAUGAGGAAUCGCAAAACUCACCUGCUGUUACACCCACUAAAGAAACAUCAGAUAUCAACCAACCACAUACUGCCAUCAAUUAUUUUAAAGGUCUAUUCCCCUUUAAUGUAAGUAAUAUGCCGUUAAGCGGCCAAAGAAGUAUGUUGCAUGCUGAUUCACCGCUAGCUGUAAGCACAAGUCCCGCCUCCUCUAUUUUGUCGGGUGACGGUACAGGAAGUUGUGGUGAUGUGCAUGAUGGGAAGGCUACUGGUUUGUUAUGUAAAUUUUGUGAAAUGGUGUUUCCUAAUCAGAAAACGCUUAAUGCACAUAAAAGAAUCCACAUGGGUUUAUCACCAUAUCAAUGUAGUAUGUGUAAUUACUCUAGUGCUGAUAAGAGUACACUCAUAAGGCAUUUUAGAACACAUAAUGGAGAACGACCAUUUCAGUGUAUUAUCUGUGAUUAUGCUUUUACUACCAAGGCUAAUUGUGAGAGACAUGUCAAGAAGAAGCAUCUUAAGACCGAAAAGCAGGAAAUUGAGAAGUCUAUUGGUUAUAAUAAAUACACAACAUCGGAACGUGAACGUAACCAAAUUAAUUCAUUCCAUUCACCAGACACAGUGUGUAAAUAUUGUGGUGAAGAUUUUAAAUUCUUCCGAGCCUUAAAACAUCAUCUACGUUCUCACAGUAGCUGUCGACUCAAACCAUUUCUGUGUCAAAAAUGCCAGGUUGGAUUUUCUACCAAGGCUAAUUGUGUAAGACAUAUUCAGAAACAACAUACAGAAAUUGAUCAGUCUGAUAUAGAACAACUAAUACAAGUUAACGAGCUGACGACAGCUAUGGAUAUAGAUUCGGACAGUUCUCAAUCAGAUAAUAAUAAUCUUUUUCCACAAAAUCAUUUUGUGAAAGCUCCACCUUCAGCUUCCCCUUCAACCCACCCAGCAUUCAACACUGGUUUUACUCCUUUGAUUGGUCAGAAUCUUUUAAAACAUGAGAUAAGCAGAAGUGAAGCACCAUUAGAUUUUAGUGUGAAGCGUGAAGAUGGUGGUUUGAGUAAGUCACGUGUAUGUCAUGAUACCUCGGAUAUUAAUGACAAUGAACCCAUGGACUUAUCUGUAAAGAAAGAAUAUGGAACACCCGAGGAAAAGAAGCUAAAACAAACAGAAAUCUCACCAAUACAUCAUUAUCAGUGUCCAUUUUGCUUGCGAUCUUUUGCUGUUCGUUCGGAACUCAGUCUUCAUGUUCAACAAGUCCACGAUAUCACACCAGAGAAAGAUACUAAUAACAACCGCAAGUGGCUGCAAGAAACAUCGACACCUAGAAAAUUACCUAUAAUGCCCUAUCCCAUCCAUCCAGCUUUUGCUAAAUACAGUCCGUAUCCAAACCAGGCAAUCAGUGCACUGUUUAGUCCAGGUUUUGAUAUGAAUUCGGAUCUUGCCCCUGUAAAUAGAAUGCUGACUGCUGCUCAGUCUCAAAACUUCAAGUCUUUUUUAAACCAGUCUAGAGAAAAUGAAUUGAGUAAUCAUACAUUAGGUAGUAAUGUUGAUGAGGAAGAUAAUGAUGUAGAUAAUAUAGGAUGUGAUUCCGAUGUUUUCUCUGAUGUUGAAGACAACUCUCUAGAUAAGACUGAUAAUGUAAAUAUCAAUACAACACCAAGACCAGAUAACUCCAAUGAUGUUAAAACAAAGUCUUUAGAGUUACCUGACACUGGUGUAAAGAAAAAACGUAAUUCCUAUGCUGAUUCUCCACAUAAAUUAAAUUGUCCCUAUUGUCCCAGAUCUUUCCCUUGGGUCAGUUCUCUAAACAGACAUCUUCUAACACAUACAGGUCAAAAGCCAUUCAAGUGUUCUCGAUGUCCUGUGACAUUCUCCACCAAAUCAAACCGCGAACGCCAUCUAAUACGUAAACAUGGUGUUAAUAUGUUAGAUCCAGCUUCACGUCUGACAAUGGACAGGCCUUAUAAAUGUCAUCUUUGUGUCUUCAGUUCAUUCGCCACUAAGAGUAAUUUAUUAAAGCACUAUUCUGAUCGUCAUCCUGAAAAUCCUGUACCAGAAAGAUUAUCUAGAUGUGAUAUUAGUGAUAUGGAAACACAUCAAUCACAGUUAGAUGAUUCAUUGAAUGAAAACAUGAUAAUAAAUGAUGAUAGUAAAAUAUCUUAUGAUGAAACCGAGGAGCAGACAAGUAAUGAUCUAGAGCCAGGUUCUGUUUCCCCAGAAGAUAAAGAUGAUGUUAUUGUUAUCAGUCCAAGAUUAGAAGAACAUACAACCAAGGAGGCACCAUUGUCCGAUGAUGACGAUGUUAACAAUAACGUAGAUCCGUUUGUUUUUAGUGGAUCAGCUGAGAAACAUAUCAAUCCUGAACGUGACAACUACAAUGUUGAUAAAAUUACAAACUGCUGGAAAUGUUCCGAAGAAUUUGUCUCCAGAAAGCUGUUAGUACGACAUCUAAAGGAGCACAACAUCGACUUACCUUAUAAAUGUUAUCUUUGUGAUGCGUCUUUUGAUGUUAGAAUAGAAUGUUUAAAACACAAGGAAAAGAACCAUGCUAGCGAUUGGUCAAUAUUACAUGAAAAGAAUGGUGUGAAGAAUAUUGAUGAAUUUUCAAGCCAGAUUGACAAUAUGGUGUCUAAAAGUAGUGCUUUAGAUUUUGAUGUUGAAACUAAAGAUUUGUCUAUAAAUAUGGCAAUAGAAUCAUCAAGAGCAGAUGUUUUAACAGCUGAUUAUUUUCAACGUAAAGUGUAUUGUUCUCUCUGUCCUAAACGAUUCUGGUCUUUACAGGAUUUACGUCGUCACAUGAGAUCUCAUACAGGUGAGAGACCAUUUGAAUGUGAUAUAUGUCAUAAACGAUUUACGUUAAAACAUAGUAUGAUGAGACAUAGACGUAAACAUGGUAAUAAUGGUCUAGAUUCUACUCUAGAUGAUACAGAUAAUUAUUAUACUGAUGAACCACCAAGUGGGUCGUUUUAUUCACCUCGUGUACCAGUAUCUGUAACAAUGCCCCAAGUUCUACCUUAUAAACAGGAGAUAGAUAAUGUUAUUACUAGACAUAAACUUGAUACAUCCGAUGAUAAUCAAAGUGAAGAAGGGGAAAGUCCGGACAUUUUACAAAACCUGCUAGGCGUUGACACCACAGCUCUAAACACCAUGCUGGAUCUCAAAAACUCAUUAGAUUCCACUACACAGUUACUUGGUAUGGCCGAUAACAGUUAACUGUUUGCCUUUUAGAUAGAAACUCAUUAGAUUCCACUACACAGUUACUUGGUAUGGCCGAUAACAGUUAACUGUUUGCCUUUUAGAUAGAAACGGUCAUUUUUAUAUGAGAAUCAGCAUAUUUUUUACACAUUUACAGAGAAUAAAAGAAAACACAUCAUUAUAUUAUCAUAUAUCAUCAUGCAAUACAUUUAUUUACUUAGUGUUAAUUACAAUACAUUGUAUUAAUGAUUAUGUCUCUUAAGAAAUUGUGAUUCACUAUGCUAAGUAUUAAUUUAUUUGUUUUUUUUUAUUUAUUAAUUACAUUUGAUAAAAUAAUGAAAUGUGGAAGUUUAUUAAAGUAAUUAAAAUGAAUUAUUAGCUAUUAUUCAUAAUUUAAUUAGACUCCAUAUUUAUUAUAAAUAUUAUAUAAUUUAUUUAUAGUAUUAAUAUUUAAAUAAUAAACAUAGGGCACCAUCUUCUAAGAUAAUAUUUCCUUAGCUUAUUAUAUAGAUUAAGAUUUUUUUUUGAAUAGCCCAGUAACUAUGCAAAUUCUUACAAAGAUAAUUACUUAAUUAUUCAGAUAUUAUUAUGAAUUAGAUCUGUAUAUUUCUACCAGAAUAACUCAAAAAGAUGUAGAUCUUUUUUUUCUUUUUUUUAAUGUUGAUUUUUCAUUAUUUAUUUUGCUGAUAGUUCCUUCUGUGGAUACCAUUCAGAUGUAUUAAUUAAAACAGCAUUAUUAUAUAUGUAAAUAAAAACAAUUUUAUAUAUUUCUAUCAAUAGAAGCAUAUCUAUCCUUUCAGUAGAAUUGCGUCCAGAAUUGUAUUAAUUAUGCAAAUAUGUCUAAAUAUAGUGUGAAAUAAUUUAAAUUAUGCUAAUUUAUACAUGGUAUUUAUGAUAUAGCAGAUCUAUGUAAUAUUUUGAAGGUCUGUUUAAUAUAACUGCUGAAAUAUAUAUAUAUAAUAAAUAUAUAUAUAUAUUAAACAUGUUGUAUACUGCUGUGACUCUUAA